Molecule: messenger RNA, 1203 nt
Organism: Eimeria mitis
Lineage: Eukaryota; Apicomplexa; Conoidasida; Eucoccidiorida; Eimeriidae
Source: RefSeq, a predicted model, not a curated record
AUGAGGCGCCUGGCAGUCUGCUUUUUGGCGCUCCUCUGCUGUCUUUUGCACUUUCAAUACUCCUCCGGCUCAGCUGCAACGCAACGCGAACUGGAGAAACAGAAUGAAGCGAGUGUGCUAGCGGAGAAGGGGACGAAUUCCUCGGAAGCAGCUGUGGAUCUGCCCGCGGUGGACGCUGCAGCAGGAGCAACGGAGAAGACUCAAGUUAUAGACGGCGGAACGAAAUUAGUUAGAGAUGCGCAAAAUGCGUCAGAUGGCAUCAGCAGCAGCAAAGAAAUAACCCUGGGGCAGCAUGCCCAGGACACUGUGGGGCACGCCCCAGAUGCCUCCUAUGCGCCACCACGGAAUAUUGAGAACCAUCCAGGUGGCGCGCCAGAAGCAUUAUCAGCUAGUGCAGCAGAAGUUGAUGGAGCAGCAGGUAUUGCAACAUCAGGGCAAUCCCCUUCCUCCGAAGGAGCAGCUCCAGCUCCAGCAUCGCCUCCUUUUCCUCCUUCAGGGGGCCGCAUUGUUGUUGGGGGGUGGCGGCCUCAGCAGCAUGUAAAGCGGCAUGACGGGCUGUUGCUGAAGGCCGCAUUGUUGUUGGGGGGUGGCUCCGGAGGUUCCGUUGGCACUGGAGAAGGCAGGGCCCCUGGGGACGCAACGGCGUCAGCAAGGGAAGCAGAAGGAAGCAUGGCAGCACAACGCGCCAAGGCCCCACUUACUUGUGAUGAUUUACCUUGCGGAGAGGGACAACUGAUGUGCUAUGGGCCGAUCAGAGGCCGCUUCGUGUGCACUUGCAGGCUGGGCUUUGAGCUGCAUCGCUGGGGCAGGCAGGCGGUGUGCGUGGACCCCCGCAGCAGCAGCAGCAACGGCGGCGUAAGUAGAAGCAGCCGCAGGAGUAGUGCUGGGACCAGCAGGGUGCAGGGAGCGGUGGGGAACUCCAAAGAAAGCAAAUGGACGAUCGUGUGGGCUGUAGUGGGGGCAGUUGUUGGCGUUUUGCUGCUAGGGCUGCUGGCGUGGGGUGCUCUGUCUUGGCACAGAAGGAGGAAGGACCCAGUCUCUAGAAGCGUGCAGGAGGAGUUUUCUUCUUUGUUAGAUGACCAGUCAAGCACCAAGAGCUUUGGUUUGCGUAGAGGCAACAGAAGCCGAAGGCAAGAAGAAGAAGAAUCAUUGGAAUCCGAGGCAGGAGAGCCAGAAGAAACAGGAAAGCAAAUCAGUGUUUAA